This is a messenger RNA of Cooperia oncophora, 780 nucleotides long. Lineage: Eukaryota; Metazoa; Nematoda; Chromadorea; Rhabditida; Trichostrongylidae. The record is from the annotation of a GenBank genome assembly.
AUGAGAAUCCGCAGCAGGGCUCGGAUCUCGAGUCUAACUAUAGGCAUUACUUCGAAAAAAACUGCAAGUUCCGAAUGCAUUGUGAAGACGAAAUACGGACUUAUCCAGGGCAGACGGUAUGUUACCAAAAAAGGCUGUGAAGCCGACUGCUUCCUUGGAGUGCCCUAUGCGAAACCGCCAGUCGGACAGCUGCGUUUUCAAAAACCACAACGUAUGGAACCAUGGGAAGGAGUGAAAAAUUGCCGUCAGUUCGGGAAUCGUCCCGUACAGAACGAUAUGUUCUGGGACAAAUUCACCAUUUUUACUCCGCAAAGUGAAGACUGUCUCUACCUGAACAUCUUCGCUCCUGCAAUUAAUCCCGCAAAGAGCUAUCCCGUGCUAUUCUACAUCCAUGGAGGCGGUUUUAUGAUGGAUUCCGCUGUGCGAUAUAAGCCCGAGAAUAUGGCUCGAUUGAUCGUGAGCCAAGAAGUAAUUAUCGUCACAAUCCAAUAUCGACUCGGAUAUCUGGGCUACUUUUGCACAGGUGACGGUGUAGCCAAAGGCAAUUAUGGGUUCUGGGAUCAGCUUGAGGCCCUCAAAUGGGUGAAAGAAAAUAUCCAUAAUUUUGGCGGCGAUCCAAAUCGGAUUACGGUAGGCGGUCAGAGUGCUGGAGCUGUAUCGGCGGAUCUGCUCUCGAUUUCACCUCUUUCUCGUGGUAAGACUUAUUCUGGUUACGUCACGUCCUGCAAAUCCUCAAAAUUUUCUCUUUCGGUACGACCUUCAUCUCCCGAUCUUCCUUGA